Molecule: messenger RNA, 5450 nt
Organism: Pieris napi
Lineage: Eukaryota; Metazoa; Arthropoda; Insecta; Lepidoptera; Pieridae
Gene: mtd
Product: TLD domain-containing protein 2
Exons: 26
Coding region: 292-3798 (1168 amino acids)
Biological process (GO): response to oxidative stress
Cellular component (GO): nucleus
Source: RefSeq, a predicted model, not a curated record
GCAUUCAAAGCGCCGCGAGGUUCGCACGCAAGCGUAUGCGCAAGUGAAAGUCAGCGCAGAUUCCGCGAUUUCGUGUUCCGACAUCUUCGGCUAGUUAAUUUAAGUUGCGCCAGUGCAAGGCGAAAGGAGGUCGCAGAUCGUACGUGGCCCGAAAGGCUACUUGUAAGACUGUGUUUUGUGCAUUUGGAUAGUUUUCAAGCGUUUUUGUGAAGACUUUCGUAUACGUGAACAUGUGUUUUGUAAACGGAUAGAGCUUGUGUGAAAGUGACGUAAGUGACAAAAGUUUUCAAAAUGAGUGCUAGUGAGCCGACACUAACGGAAUCCCCGGUCCCCUUGGCGCUAGCUCGCCUGCAGGGCCGCUCGAAUCGAUUGCCCCGCGGCCUGCGCACACAUCGGCCUAGUUUGCCUCUCGCCAGCUUACAAGAAGCAGCCGAUGAAGGUCCUAGACGCUUCAGUGAUGAAACCUUCAAUCGUGAUAUAGAUGAUGACGAGGCCUUCAUCGAAACUGAUGUCGUAAAACGCUCAGCGUCAAAUGGACGCAGGGCGUCGGAUGCAACAUUUGCUGAGCGUUAUAGAAAACUGAACGAGUUCGAUGGACCUCCAACAGAAAUGCCCCGCCGUGCCUCCCUGGCCGUGCCCGUUGGUGACGGCUACGGACCCAGUGAGAAAGGACGGAGACGAUCCUGGGCAGCGAAAUUGCAACUCGAACGUAAAAAGAGACGGAAGUCGGGUGGCAAUGAUACAGACGAGGAAGGGGAGACGAUAUACAUACGCCAAAAACGUCCGUCUUGGUGGAAUGUUUUUGUGCCAGAUAAUAUGCUUAAAAACAGGUCUAGAAGGGCGUCCCAGCAGCUGUCCCGGAGCGCUGAAAGUAUUGAUCAGUCAUACAAAAGGUCCAAAAGCCGAUCUGUGGACCAUGGCUUCGCGCCGCCCUUCGACCUGGAUUCACUUCGGUCGAAGGUUGAGAGCCGAUUUGAUGCUGUACAGAAAGACGAGGAUGAGCAUGCCAAGAGGCUACCACCCCCACCCCCUAUAAAAACUGUGACGUACACGGUUCGUGACCGGGACACUCUGACGUCAUUAGCUGCUCGCUUCGACACCACGCCCUCCGAGCUGACCAAACUUAAUCGACUGGCCACGCAAUUCAUCUUCCCAGGACAAACACUUCUUGUCCCGGAUAAAAGAAAAGAUGGCGAUAAGGAGUCUGAUGGCCCUUCAGAAAGCGGCGAUAACACGUCGGAAUCUACUCAAGGGGCACCGAGCGAGCCAGCGCAAGAAAAAGAAUUGUUGGACAAUUUGAGGCCGGGUUCGCCCGAAGCGCCGACAAGCAAUGCUCCACAGAGGUUCUUGAAGAUCAAUGUGCGACACAUUACUGAUGGACAGGGAGUUGUAUCCGGAGUGCUCCUUGUCACACCAAACGCAGUUAUGUUUGAUCCAAACGUUUCCGAUACACUGGUGAUGGAACACGGCCCUGAAUCGUACGGUGUGAUUGCGCCAAUGGAGUACGUUGUGAAUGCGGCCAUAUUUUAUGAUAUUGCGCACAUGCGCACGCACGGUCCGGAUCAUAAUGCGCACAAAGUGGAGCAAGCUGAAAUAUAUUAUAUGAGUAAACCAGAGCAUUCACCUGGCAAGGACUCACUUCUAGUCAAAGACGAAACGUUCCCCGAGCUGCAGGCAGCCAGCGGGGACGGUGAAGGGGGAGAAGAACGACCUGCUUCGACUGAGGAAGAGAGAGGAGGAGCAGCAUUCCCCAAAGCCUUUGAGAGGGAGUUGGUCACACCAACUUUACAGCACCAAACAGCCGAAGAGAGGCGGAAGUCUUUGCUAGACCACCAUUGGGCUAUCCCGAGUAAAGACAGAAUGUCUAUUGAUCAAGGAAGUGAGGUAUCAUCAAGCGCAGACCAUGGUAAAGAAGAGAGCUUGGAAGUAUCCAUGGCAGAAGGAGUGGAAGGUGCUGAAGGCUCCGAUGUUGACCGUGCAGCCUCCGCUGAAGGAGAUGAUGCCGCUCAUCUUGUGAAACUUUCCUACCACGAUUCUGGGAUUGAUAUACGCGAUCCAAUUCUGCAUGUGACACCAGCUAAUGCUAAAAAGGUAUACAGCGAUGCUGAUAUAGUACUAUCUGCUGACUGGGUCCCACCGGUGUGUUUACCGCGCACGGAGCCGCCCCUUUCCGCCCCACCUCUUGGUGAGAACGACCGCGCACAACGCAAACCAGCAGCUGUCUCUUUCUCGCUCGACGGAAAUCAGAAGGAUGAUCCUUCUAAGCCGGAUAAGAAGAACAAGAUGUUAAAGCGUCUAUCUUACCCGUUGUCCUGGGUGGAAGGUUUGACUGGUGAAGGACAGCCGACAGGUCCAGGCUCUCAAGGCGACUCGUUGCCAACGUCUGCUGACAGCCAACACUCCACCAGCGUCUUCUCCAAAGUAUUUAACAGUUCGCCAAUGAACCUAGUGGAGUUUGGUACUGGUUUGUUCCUGAGUAAAACUCCAUCGGAGGAGGCGCCGCAUGAGGCGCUGUCUGGGCGCAGCUCCUUGGGCGGUUUCGGACGUUCUCACACCAAAGCAAACAUAUUGCCUCAACCGAAACUCGACUACCGAAGCAUGGUGUCCGUUGAUGAUAUGCCAGAUCUAUUUGCGUCUUUCGAUAAAUUGAUCCCGCGACCAGCGCGCCCAAGCGAUGACCCACCAUUGUACCUCCGCUUGCGCAUGGGCAAACCGGCAGGACGCCCUUUGCCGCGAUCAACACCGCUUAUGUCCUACGGCCGGAAACGUAUGAAGCCAGAAUACUGGUUCGGAGUGCCCAGAAAUAGGGUGGACGACUUAUUCAAAUUCCUAACACAUUGGGUCCCAGACCGAUACGGCCCUCUUGGGGAUGUGACUGCUAAAGGCUAUGAGCUCAUAGACAGCGACACCGAGUGGGAUGAUGACGAAACCAAGCCAGGACAAAAGGAACGAACUGGAAGUAGUGGCGAUGUUUCUGAUCUUACAAGGGAAUCAUGGGAGCUGCUCAAGGCGCCCUACGUGAAAAUAUAUUCGAUUAUGAAGAGCCAGGCCGAAGCGCUGGGCGACUCACUCGGAGAAGAACCUCAGCCAGAGGUACUGUCGAUGAGCGAUGAGUUACGCCGAGCAUUGUAUUCGUCGAGCGCCUCUGUUGACAUGGAGUUUUCGCCACCAGAUCUCAUUGGUACAUCGGAGAUCUUCACCAUGGAACACAGAGAGAAGCUAUGCAGCGUCUUACCGGCGCGUGCACAGGGAUACAUGUGGUCGCUGGCAUUUAGUACCAGCCAGCAUGGAUUUUCACUUGCCUCCAUGUACCGUAAAAUGCAGAGAGUUGACAGCCCCGUGUUACUUGUCAUUCAGGACACCGAUAAUAAUGUAUUCGGAGCGUUGACAUCAUGCGCGUUGCGUCCGUCAGAGCAUUUCUACGGAACUGGGGAGUCUCUGCUGUUCUCUUUCCAACGAAUCGAUGAGCCACGCACUUCCGACAAGGGAGAUGACAUCAAGGACAUAGAUGCUGAUGUUAAAGAGAAGAAAGAUGAGGGGAAAGAAGAAAAGGAAGAAUCACCCGCACCAUUCAAAACUAAAUUCAAAUACUGGGGUUGGACCGGAGACAAUAUGUACUUUAUACGUGGGAGCAACGAUAACAUAUCUAUUGGCGCUGGAGACGGCAAGUUCGGCUUGUGGCUGGACGGAGACCUGUACUUGGGCCGCACUCAGCGCUGUACGACUUACGGUAACGAGCCACUCAGCACACGCGAGGACUUCAUCGUCAAAAUCAUGGAGUGUUGGACCUUCAUCUGAGCGACCAAAGCAGCUUUACUAUUGUCUUAUGAAAUUUGCUACGACAAUUUGACACUUUUACAAGUCGACUUUUACUUGGCACCCGCGCCCCGCGUAUCUCUAGUCAAAAGUACUGAACUCGACCAAUGUUUUCGAUUUACAUUCGCGGAACGCGCCCGUGCGUCAAUCCUAGUCAAUUGUCAUUCGUUUGUAAGGUUUUAGAGGCGAUGGCACCCGAAAGGGACCGGCUGACUGUCAAUUCAACGCGUUGUUAUUACGUAUCAACGUUAUGUAGUAAUAUGUAGUGGGCCUCUCGGGAAAAAGUAGUAAACGCCUUUUCUCAUUGGUCGUAGAAAAAUUGUUUAGAAGCUGUGUCUCGGUGUUACCCCCAGUUAAUGAUAUCGUUGUUUUGAUGUUUGCAUUGUUGUAGUACUGCAUCUGGCAACACUGAAGCUUGCCAACCGUGACUGGUUUACAGAUUCAUCUGUGACAUAAUCUUAUCUAUCUAUCUUAUUAGUGGAGGCAAUUACCGUAGCUGCCUUGCUUAAUACAGGAUAGAUAAGUUUAUGGCAAUGUUAAGCUACGAUGCGAUCAGUAUGAAUAGGUUUAGUUUGCGUAGAGUGUUUGUUUUCAUGUUGGUAAUUUAGUCAUAAUUUUAAGUUAGCAUAAUUUAUGUUUACACUUCACUGUGAUUUGAUUGAUAUGGCAUUUUAUUGUAUAAUGAGAGUUGUUAUAACAUAAUCUUUUUAUUUCUAGUUUCAUUGGUACUUUCGAAUGUAUCGUUACAUUCAUAAGUAUUUAUAUUAUGUUAAAAUUAAACUAUUUUUAUGAUGUUAUCUCUUGAGUACAUGAGUAGUGGAUAAAUAUUAUAUUUAGAAAAAUAUAGUUAUAUUAGAAAGCUUUAUGUAAUCGUUGUGCUUAGUAAUUGUAUCACUUCGCAUGAUGUUGACUCAGAAUUUUGGGCUAUAGCCAAAUUAAUUUUUCAGAAGUGUGACCCAUUGUUACUAUGGAUAUGACAUAAGUUGACAUGCUGAUAUCAAAAUGUAAUUUUUCAUAAAAAUUCUGCAUGUGCACAUCAUACACACAAUAUUAAGUCUCUUCUCUUAGCUAGUAUGUUGCUAAUAACUGCUGCAUGUCUCUGUUUAGUAGUUUGUGAAAAUUGUGCAAUAUUUGUAGUAAUAACCUUAUAUGAACAGUGCAACAGGAUGUCAACCAUAUUGACAUAUCAUGUUCAUCAGCUUUUAGCAAAGUGUCAAUUAUUCGCAUUUUAAGCCAAAAACUUUGUGCUAGUAGCCAGCUACUGAAGGAUCCUAGUUUGUUUCAUUAUGGUCUAAAAUAAGCUAUGAGAUUAAUUAAAAUAUAUUUUUAUGAAGUAAUAAAUGUUCAUAGUAGCAUCAGAUUGUUGAGCACAUUUAUUUGCUAGUACAUCUGUCCAUGCAGUACUAUUGUUAUAAUUAUCAUAUUGACAGAACGAACUACCUAUAAAAAUAUAUCGGCAUAAUACAUUGUUAAGAAUUUUAGUUAUAGUUACUAUUGUUGAGUAGCAGUGAGAUAUGUACAUUAUUUAUUUUAAUUUUCAAAAUGCUGUAGCUGUAUUAUUUCAGGUGAUCUAUUUUAAGUUGUUAAUGUAAAUCAAGCCAUAAUAAUUGAGAAAUAUAUUCUUUUGAAAACUU